GCACAGUAUUUUUUAUUCGUUUAAAAUUUAAAGAUAAACGUGUUAAAGAUGAAUAUUGAAUAUUUUUUGAAUAUACAUGAGUUCUAUUUUAGAUUGGCUCUAUUAUUUAUUUUUCUAUCUCCCCUCUAUUGGAAUAUUGUAGGGAGGGUUGAAUAUCAAACUCAUUUUAUUUCAAAACUCGUUGGAGAUCCUUUAACAGCGGUUUAUAUAUUUGGUAUUUCAAUAUUCCUUUUAUCAAGUUAUAGAAAUUGGAUUUUUGAAAUUGCCCUAAAAUCUCAGCCAAAAUUUGAGCCAUUUGAUAAUUCUAUCAUUCAUCUCUUAGGAUGGAUAUGCCUUAUCAUUGGUCUCAUAUUAGUUUUAGGUAGUUUUUACCGUUUAGGAUUUGUGAAUACAUAUUUAGGUGAUUAUUUUGGCUUUUUGCUUAGCAGAAAGAUUGAAAGUUUCCCUUUCUCAAUUGUUCAAAAUCCUAUGUAUUGGGGAUCUUCCUUAAAUUUUAUUGGGACAUCUUUAAUACAUAGCAGUUUGGCUGGUAUUGUGUUAUCUGUAUGGAUUUGGAUUGUAUACCGUAUAGCAAUCAUGUUUGAGGAGCCCUUCACGGAAUACAUUUAUUCUCAAAGCAACAUUAAUAAAUCCGCUUCCAAUGGAGAUUUAACUUCCAAAUCCAAAAUUGUUAAAAGAGCACAAAAAAUCGAAUAAAAUUGCUCAUAUGCUAGUAGCCAAUUUUUUGAAUAUUUUUUAAAUUAUACAUUUCAAUUUUUUUUUAAAUCAACUGCUGCAAUCACUUGAUAAUGUUACCUGCAUAAAGUUAUUUAAUUUUCCUUACCAUUAAAUAUAUUUUUUAUUUUAUUAUAUCAAAAGUCGAUUAUUAUUAGGGAUUCAUUAUCAUCCGGUGACAUUUUAUAUUUUCUUUUUUUCCGCCAAUUACACAAUCAUUUAAAUCUAUAUUUACCUGCGGAUAAAGAUGCGGAGCAUUUACAUUAUAUCAAAUAUCUCAAAUAACCAUUUUUAAAUUUAGGAGAUGAUAAGUUUACAAAUUAAAUAAUAAGGCGAUACAAUGAUCUUUUUUUUAAAAAAAACUUGCAAUAAAAUUUCGAUUUUUAUAAUAUAAUGUUUGUGCAUUCAUUUAUCUGAUAUGGUAGUCGUACUGUACUGUGCAAUGUAAUCUAGUUCUUAGCUUAUCAUUAGGUCGAAAUGUAAAAUUAUUGCAAAUUGUUAAAUUUUUGUGGGGUUUUUUUAAACAAAAUUAUGCUACUACAAUUCUCUACGAGUGUAUUAAUAAGGCCAUCGUUAUGUAAUAAUCAUGUUUUUGGGGGUUAGGCAUAAUAAAACGUGUCUUAAAGAAUAGCUAAUUUAUAAAAUAGUUAUUUUUUAAAUUAAUUAUGCAAUAUAAAAUUUAUAUUUUGUAAUUUUUUAUUGUGUGCAAAAUAAAAUAUCAGAAUAAAUUGAAUUAUUCAUUAAUAUAUUUGUUCAAUUUGUUCGAAAACAAAUAGUAAAAUUAUUCGAUUCGAUUUUCGGUGGCCUACUUGGAAUUAAUCAUUAAUUUGCGAAAUUACCAAAACGCAUCAGUUCCAUAGAAAAAAUGACAGAUACUUAAACCUUUCAAGUUCUUUGAUCUCACCUAAGAUCAACACGGUACGAUUUAUUUAGACCGUUAACUACCUCCCAGUUGAACCGCUUGGGAAACUGCUAUUAAUCGUUGAUAUGUGUAUAUAAUUUUGAAAUAAACAUGCAAUCAACCAUAAAUCAUAUUGUAACUAAUAACUAUAAGUAAAGAAUAUUUUGUUAACUACCAAUUUAUA
Molecule: messenger RNA, 1799 nt
Organism: Gordionus sp. m RMFG-2023
Lineage: Eukaryota; Metazoa; Nematomorpha; Gordioida; Chordodea; Parachordodidae
Product: phosphatidylethanolamine N-methyltransferase-like
Exons: 6
Coding region: 49-696 (215 amino acids)
Biological process (GO): phosphatidylcholine biosynthetic process
Molecular function (GO): S-adenosylmethionine-dependent methyltransferase activity
Source: RefSeq, a predicted model, not a curated record